Molecule: messenger RNA, 1272 nt
Organism: Symbiodinium necroappetens
Lineage: Eukaryota; Dinophyceae; Suessiales; Symbiodiniaceae
Source: the annotation of a GenBank genome assembly
AUGGCUGGAAUGCGGAACGUGGCCUGGCUCGGCCUGCUUUCCAGCUUCAGGCAGACACUUCGCUCAGCGGACCUGCGCUUUGCCAGCCAAGAAAACGAGCUUCGUUUUCGCCAUGACUUGGUGCAACAGUCAUUUCGACUAGCAGCUCCAGCAGGACUGACGCAGGUUGCACUGCAGGUCGUCAUCGCUACCAAUCGCCUGUCUCAGGAGAUGCCUUGGAGUACGGGCAUGUCAGCGCCUGGUCUGAUCUUUUUGUUGAUGCAGGCAAGUGCUGCCGUGCUGAUGGUUCUUGCCUGCCUUCACGGCCUCUUCUCCAAAGGUGAGACGUGCCGCGGCCUCUCAGAGGCUCUGUGGACUUGUGCUAUCAGUGCCAACACUGUCGCCGGUGUCCUUCAUGGACGAUGGUGGCGACUUUGGGUUGAAGAGAGGGAGCUGGACUGCUUGGAUGGAGAAGCAUCAGAGCUUUCUGCAGUUCUUCUAAGUGUUGCCUUCGUUUCGAUUGCUUGCCAUGUCCUCCCUCUCCGGUGUUGCUUCCUUGGUCCGUUGGUGAUCCUGGCUGGGGUGGCCUGCUGCUUCCAGGCCGUGAUGGGCGCUAGCCAAGGCCACCAGUCAGGCGUGCAGAUCCUGAACGCUGCUCUCUUGCUGUGGUUGCUGACAUCCUCAUAUUGUGCUGCUCACCGAAGAGAGCGGAGCUGCCGAGAGGGCUGGAUGCAGGCUUGUUCCCAGGACUCCCUCAUGCGCGAGGCUUCUGUAGAGAAAGAAGUCGCUAAGGCCGCCUUGGCACGUGACCUGAAAAUCUUCAAGUUGUACGGCUGCUGUUUAGCCCUGAGCCUGCACGAGGACUUCCGGAUAUGCAAUGGUUCCCUCCAAGCUGCCAAGUCGUUUUUCGGGAAGGAUGUGGAGGGUUCAAGCUUCCUGAUGCUGGUGGACGAAGCUUACAGGGACAACUUCUCGCAGCUGUGCAAGCAUAUAGAUGGCUCGCGGAUUCCAAGAAGCGUCAACGUGAAGCUUAUCUUAGCAGAUCCGGCCCCUACCGCCUGCCAGCUGAUUCUUCUGUACCAUGGACGCCCAGGACGGACCUACCUGCUUGGCAUCAAGCGGGUCUCGGGCUUCACCGAGCAAAGAAGGUCCUCACCCGGCCGGGUUCAGCCGGAUCCCGAAGUCCAGGACACUCGCCACCCUCUUGCACCCCACCAUGUGGUUCCUUCACCGGGCCCUCUCAGUUCUCCACCGCCACCAGACCCUUCCUUAAUCAGGCAAGAAGUGCUGUGA